Messenger RNA from Pimephales promelas (fathead minnow), 1514 nucleotides. Its product is annotated as SLAM family member 9-like. Lineage: Eukaryota; Metazoa; Chordata; Actinopteri; Cypriniformes; Leuciscidae. The record is from RefSeq and is a predicted model, not a curated record.
AGGCUCCAUUACUUUGUACCUUAUGUCAUGGACGAUUUAGAAGCCGUUUUGUAAAUAUCGGCUAAUGAUGUAGGCUAGCUGUGGUAAGGUAUCAAAACACCAUGUGAGCGGUCACUACGGGAACCAGAAAGUGUCCAACUUCGUCAACCCCGUCUCUGUUUGCAGCUCCUCCCCGCCUGCAUGUGGCAACUUCCGCAGUGUGUGGUUGAAGGAGCGUGGUCUAAUUCAGUUUGCAGGCAGUUAACAACAGCUUGUUAUCUACUCAUCUUUACAGCAGAUGCACUCAGAUACUGAAGUGUAGCUAUUUCAGACCACUGAACUGUUGAAGAAAAUGUUUUACACAUUUGCUUUUUGCUGUCUGUGUUGUUUCUGUCUAGUUGGAGUGUUUGCUGGUACAGAUGAACUGAAGUCAGUGUCAGUGAUGGAGGGAGAUUCAGUCUCUCUAAACUCUGGUCUCACUGAAAUACAGAACGGUGAAGAUAUAACGUGGAAAUUUGGACCUAACAAGAAUCUUAUUGCUAGAACUGAUGGAGUGAACAAUACGAUCUAUGAUGUUCUUGAUGGGAUAUUCAGAGACAGACUGAAGCUGGACAAUAAGACUGGAUCUCUGACCAUCAUGAACAUCAGAAAUAAUCAUACUGGAGUUUAUGAAGUUAAGAUCAGCAGCAGCGGCCCAUCAUCUACACACAGAUUCAAUGUUACUGUCUAUGCUCGUCUGCCUGUUCCUGUCAUCAUCAGUAACUCUUCAAACUGUUCAUCAUCAUCAGGAUCAUCAGUGUGCAUAUGUGUGCUGCUGUGUUCAGUGGUGAAUGUGAGAGAUGUGACUCUCUCCUGGUACGCAGGAAUGAGUGUAUUGUCCAACAUCAGUGCGUCUGAUCUCAGCAUCAAUCUCUCUCUACCUCUGGAGAUCGAGUGUCUGGAUGAUUCCUACAGCUGUGUGGUGGCUUCUUCAUUCACCAACUGGACCACACAUCUCAACACUGAUCUCUGCCAGACAUGUCCAGACUGUGUUUUCUGUUGUCAUGUUUCUGAAGCUGUCGCCCGAUUGGUCAUCUCUGCUCUGGUGGGUGUGGCUGCUGCCUGUAUUGUGGUGUAUGACAUCACAUCCAGAAAACAGGAGAGAACAUAACAGACACCAUCAUCAUCAUCAUCAUCAGACCCUCACAGAUUAAUCAUAUAAUGUCACAUUGUGAGGAGGAGGAGGAGGAGGAAGAGGGACUUGACUGGGGCUUUGCCAGAAUAUUUUUAAAUUCACAACACAACUUCAAUCAGUUGAUCUUGAAUAUUUCAAUGAUUAAUCCCUUUUCUUUUAUUAUUGUAACACUUAUUCUGUUAUAUAACUGAGAAUAAUGGGAUUGCUGGUUUAUUUUACUCUAUAGUUUUCUCUGGUUUAUGUUUUUCUUAUUAACAUUACUAUUAAGUAUCACGUAAGUUUUGUUUAUUACUCUGACAGUGGUGGUAACACUUUAGAAUACGGUUCCUUCGUUAAUAAAUAACUACACAGGAACAAAUGA